AUGAAGAUGAAAAGGGUCUCUGAUGCUAUGAAGCCUCAGAAAACUGCCAUGGCCAAGAGAGGCUCCACUCUGAAGAAUAAGGCCGGCCAACUUUCGAAGCUGUGCGAUAUUGCCGUUUACAUGAUCGCUGUUGAUCGAAUUGAAAAGGGUCCGUUCUCCGUCGAAAAGGGUUUCUUGGAAAUUGUUGAUGACCGAGAAAAUCGGGAUUUGGGUAUUCAAGAUAAUUGCUUGGGGGCCAAGUUGGAGUCUUUGAAUGAGAGGAUCGGAGCUGUGACGAUGAAGAUGAAGAUGAAGAUGAUGAUGAUGAGGGAUGACGGAAAGUGCAGUUUCAUGGACUUGUACAAGAAUAUCAUGGAACCAGAUGCAGCAGAUCAACAACAACAAUCAUCUCUUAAUCUUAAUUUGAAUCUUCAUCCGACUGAUCUCGUCAUACCCACACCCAAACCCAAUUUAAUUGAUCAGAUUAAUUUGAAUCUUGAUCCAGGUGAUCUCGUCAUACCCACACCCAAACCCAAUUUAAUUGGUGAGAUUAAUUUGAAUCUUGAUCCAGAUUAUCUGCAACUUUAUGAUCUUGAAUUGCCAGAAGAACCACAAGAGCAGCUGCAGCCGCAAUCACCUUCUGUGCCAAGUGUGGAAAUUAGUGAUGAUGAUAUGAAGUUGCUAUUGAGUGAUUGUGAGAUUGGGUUGAUGGAAGAUGAUAUGCAGUUUUGUGAUAAUCUUGAUGAUUAUGAGCCAACUGUGGAUACUAUUUAUGAUUUUCUCAGUUGGGUAUUGGGUGAUGAAGAUCAAAAUGAUAAUAGUGCAAUGGAAGAUGAUGUGCAACCUCAGAGUACUAAUCAUAUUACUGAUGAUGAGCAUGAUGACAUUAGGUUGCUGUUGACUGAUUGUGAGAUUGGGUUGAUGCAAGAAGAUUUGCAGUUCUGUGACAAAGACUUGAGUGAAUUUUUGGCGCCUCUUGAAACCAUGUUGCUACAAGACCCACAACAUCAGCCUCAUUCCGAGUUAAAUCUUAAUUUCUAG
Prunus armeniaca (apricot) is the source of this 1020-nucleotide messenger RNA. The record is from the annotation of a GenBank genome assembly. NCBI's taxonomy places the organism in Eukaryota, Viridiplantae, Streptophyta, Magnoliopsida, Rosales, Rosaceae.